Messenger RNA from Aspergillus aculeatus ATCC 16872, 1831 nucleotides. RefSeq names its product RTA1 domain-containing protein. Gene Ontology annotation, cellular component: membrane. Lineage: Eukaryota; Fungi; Ascomycota; Eurotiomycetes; Eurotiales; Aspergillaceae. The annotation marks the transcript as partial. The record is from RefSeq and is a predicted model, not a curated record. The transcript is spliced from 4 exons.
AUGGACCCUUUCAGCGCCCUACCCUAUGAGCUUCUAUCUGCAAUCAGCGAGGAAGCUGCGGAUUGGGUUGGGCUUGACAGCCUGAUUCGAGUUUCGCCACGCAUUGCCCUAUUGUUCACCCCGGAAGGAGGUUCGGAUCAAGCCCACCCCGAUGCCAUCCGCCUCGUUGAGAGCAUUCUGCGGACAAACCCCAUCACGAGCCAUGGAAUACACCGGUUCUUCCGGAUGUGUGCGAAUCUCCGGCGCUCUUCCUUCUCCUCCGGAUGCAAUCUGACCCUAGCCGAGUUCAUGGCACAGGACUUUUCCUCGCCCCUGAGCCCCACUUCUGUGACUGGCACUGUGCUGCGGGACAUGGUCCGGGUUGCAGCCAACAUCCAGCGGCUGGCCUGCGCCUGCUUAGCCACCUUUCUGGCACGCACCCGAGCGGUGCAACCAAUAGGCUACGGGAGAGAUGCGGCCGGGAAGCUGAAGGGGGGAGAACCAUAUUCGCAGCGAGAUGUCGGUUCCCCGUCGUGGGUGGAGGAGUACCGUGUUUAUCGCGCUCUAUGGCAUUUGCAGCUGUAUUCAGAUGUGUGGAAUGUUUCUCCCCAGAUAUGUUGGUCUAUCAGCGAGCUCCAUCUCUAUAUACGAGUCUCGGACUUUGAUGUCCCUUCCGAAAGACCCCAACGCGGGCCAACGCAAGAAGGAGAACCCACCGGGGACGAGAUGCGAGCUGUGUCGGAGUGUCUGCAGGACAUUUGUCCCCAUCCAAACUUGUCGGAACCUCUCAUUGCGAACCUCGAUAGCUUCUAUCUGCGGUUUUGGCUGGAAUUGCCCGAUGCAUUGUCUCUCAGGCGCCAGGAUCCCCAAGGCAGCGAUGAUUCUCAAGCCAAUGCCUUCCGUGGCUUCAGGGUCUGGAGUCCCCCAUUCCUCCCGUCUUCCGAGGAGGAUACGUGCGAGCCUAUUUUGGGGCAAUGGGACAACACUAUCCCUGCUGUGCAGGACCGAAAUAUUGGUAAUCUGUGGUCUUUAACAACACCAGACACGAUGUGGACCUUCUGUCCCUCCAUCGGCGCAGCGUACUUGUUUACCGUGCUCUUCACCCUGACGACCCUCGCCCACCUCGCACAGGCGAUCCUGCAUCGCAAAUUCUACAGUUGGGUGAUCGUCAUGUCCGGUCUCAUCCAGACAGUGACCUACAUCUUUCGCAUCCUCAGCAUCCUCCAUCCAGCCAGCUAUACCGACUACGCGGCGUGGUUUGUACUGAUUCUGAUCGCACCCCUCUGGACCAACGCCUUCGUCUACAUGGUUAUGGGCCGUAUGGUGUGGAACUUCACCGACGACGCGCGGGUCCUACGCGUGCGACCCUGGCAUUUUGGUCUUUUCUUCGUGGCUCUAGACAUAAUUGCAUUCAUCGUCCAAGUCUACGGAGCCGCUCAAGCAGCCGGCAACAACGUCUCCUACAACACAGAGAUGACGGGCUUACACAUAUACAUGGCCGGGGUGGGCGUGCAGCAGCUCUUCGUCCUGGUGUUCGUGCUCUGUGGCGUGGCCUUCCACCGUAAGUUGCUUCAGCAGCGGCGAUCAGAUGCGAAAAAGGCAUUGCUCUUACUCUAUGUGCUCUAUGCAUGUCUUGCCCUGAUUACGAUGCGGAUUAUAUUCCGGCUGUGUGAAUAUGCGCAGGGCCUCGACAGCGAGAUUCCCGCCCACGAGGCGUACCAAUACUGCCUUGACUCUCUGCCGAUGCUGUUGGCACUUGUACUGCUCAAUGUGGUGCACCCGGGUCGAACUAUGCCGGGUAAGGAGAGUGAUAUGCCGAGUCGGAAGAAGCGUAAGCAGACGGGUGUGACCA